Messenger RNA from Gossypium arboreum, 3517 nucleotides. Its product is annotated as inositol-pentakisphosphate 2-kinase-like. Gene Ontology annotation, cellular component: nucleus. The transcript has 9 exons. Gene Ontology annotation, molecular function: ATP binding; inositol-1,3,4,5,6-pentakisphosphate 2-kinase activity. Gene Ontology annotation, biological process: inositol phosphate biosynthetic process. Bases 301 to 1722 code for a protein of 473 amino acids. The record is from RefSeq and is a predicted model, not a curated record. Lineage: Eukaryota; Viridiplantae; Streptophyta; Magnoliopsida; Malvales; Malvaceae.
AAAUUUAAUUUUUGUCUUUUUAGUCAACGAAAAUCUGAGAGAAAGUCUAGCUCUUUUCCAUUACAAGUAAAACUAAAAAGCCACCUGUGGGUUUAUCUCUCUCCCCUUCGUUUCUUUUUUCCUUUUAUAAAAAAAUCAAAGACGAAGAAGAUUUCUCCAACGCCCUCUUUUUUCACUUCUCAAUCCAUUUUCACAUUUCCGAUAGUUUCGGCUGCGAUUUUCUCAAUUAUUUAGAGAUUUUAACUUAAUUUACAAUCUACAUUGUUCUUCGAUAUCCCGAUCUGCAGCCGCCGUAGAUAAAUGGAGAAAGUGAUUUUAGAGGAAAAGGAUGCAGUUGAUUGGAUCUAUAGAGGAGAAGGAGCUGCUAAUCUUAUUCUCGCUUACACUGGAUCGUCUCCCGCAUUUAUUGGGAAAGUGCUGCGAAUACAAAAGUCGCAACGGAACGGAAAAAGUGGCGUGAAAGAAGGCAGAGCUUUAACAACGCAUGAACGGCUUCUUUGGCGAGAAAAUAAGGAGCUAACGGCGUCGUCAAACAGAGAGAUUCUAGAACAGCUUUACGUCAAACAUGUCAUGAGCCCAUUGUUAGGCCCAAAACAUGUCGAUGUUGGGAUUCGUGUUCUUGUUACUAAGGAAUUCCUUAAGUCCGUUGAGAAGAAUGUGACUUGUCACCGGCCUGCUUGGCGGGUUCACUCAUCCCAGGUUGAUGUAAAUCGUGAUUCUGUGCUAAUCUUAUCUGAUCAUUCGAUCUUUCCCGAUGGUAAUCUUAAACGUGAACCAUGUAUAACUGUUGAGAUAAAGCCCAAAUGUGGAUUUCUCCCAAUUUCAAGAUUCAUAACUGAAGAAAAUGCUGUUAAGAGAAAUGUAGUUCGGUUUAGAAUGCACCAAGCACUGAAGUUGCAUAAUCAAGAGAUAUCAGAAUAUAGUGAAUAUAAUCCGCUGGAUUUAUUCUCUGGAUCCAGAGAAGGGAUACAAAAAGCUAUUGAAGCUCUGUAUGCCACUCCUCAGAACAAUUUCCGUGUAUUUCUGAAUGGUUCUAUUGUAUUUGGGGGUUUGGGUGGUGGCACGAACAGCACUACUGUUCAGGUUGGUGAGGCCUUUGAAGAUAUACUUAAGAAUUUCAUUCAGGCAGAUAAUGGCCAGCGCACAACUAGUUUUCUACAGCUUGUUGCUGAGACAAUUUAUACUUCUGGUGCUUUAGAACAACUUCUUGAAGUUCAGAAGCUUGAUACUUAUGACAUUGAGGGGGCGAUUCAUGCUUAUUACAACAUAAUUUCUCAACCUUGCAUGGUUUGUAGAGAAUUGUCUAAAGAUAAAUUAUCAUGCCGCUAUACCUCUUUGCACUCCAUUCCAUUGGAUCAAAGCUUGAAGAUUGUAAAGGACUAUUUGAUAGCUGCAACUGCGAAGGACUGUAGUCUGAUGAUUAGUUUUAGACCAAAGGAAGAUGGUAGACUCCCUUCUCACAAUACUGUAUAUCUAGGAUCAACUAACCAAGCUUUUGAGUACAAGGUGUAUUUCAUUGAUCUGGAUCUGAAACCCCUGAAGAAAAUGGAGGCUUAUUACGAGUUAGAUAAGAAAAUUGUUAGCUGCUAUUCUCAGAUGGUGAAAACUGAGCAUGAAACAGAUAAAGCUGUUACAAUAAACUCCAAUGGAAGUGUACGAGAUCAAAGAUACGCAUUAGAAGACGGUUUGUUUACUGAAGGUUGUACUGGUAAGUGCAAGUAGUUCUUAUUAUAUGUUCCCUGAACUGUUGUUGUAAAAGUAAAGGUUGCAAGGAGCCAAGAUGAUUAACUUGUCAUUAGGCUCGAGUUCUUCCUUUCACCACUUUUUGGGGCUUUUGGAUUUCCCUUGGAGAAAAUAAUCUCUUGUAUGUAUCUUUUGCUUAAAGAUUUAUUUGAGUUGAUAUCCUUUUUGUUUUCCUUCUGGUAAGUCCUCUACUUUCACAGCAGUUGUGUAUUUACGGAUUUAUAAUCAAACUUACCCAUGUCUAAUGUACUACUUGGUGGGAAAGGAUUUAAACCUUUUCCAAAUUGUUGUACAAUCCAUGCAACAUGGACCGCCAUAAAAUCAGAUAACCAUGUGCAUCCUCUUUCCAGAGUAUAGUUAGUUGAUAAUCUACCAAAAAUGUUACUGCUAUUCCUAUACUAAGUCGAAUAAAUAAAUUAAUGCUCUCAUGUUUUGUAAAGCUAUGAUAUUUCUCAGCCCCUUGAAGUAAAAUUCCAAGUUGUCAAUAAUCAUCUGUUGUCAUCGAACUUCACACCUUUUUCCUUUGCUUAGAACGAGGUAAUGCAUCUUAUAUCUUUCAGUGUUUAUAUUGGCAUGUCUCAUCAGGUUUUAUAGGGAGAGCUUUUUAACAUUCCUUGGUGAAAAAAUAUAUCAAAAUGACGGAACAUAAGGUAAGGGUUUGGGCUAACAGGGAAAGUGAUGUGCCAACUACUCGCUGCCUUUACAUCUCGACUCUACAUGCCAAAUUAUAAAUCAUACAGCUGGAUAUUGAAGUUACUGCUUUUCUUUUUUUUUUUGUGGCUAACUUGAUUGUAAUUUAUGGUGAUGAGAAAGAGUAUUCAUUGCAUUAAAGUUGAUGAGAGCAGAAUUUUUGUUUCAAAGACUAACUAAUGAAUUUUGUUCUCUGAUUUGUUUCUAAACCUGACCAAUUUGUGUAAUUUUUCCCAAUUUAAUAUGAUAAGGCUCAUAGAGAAACAACUAAAAUUCUCAAAAGACCUUAAUUUGAGCUUUCCAUCAGCUUCAAUGUUACCCAAACCAUUAAAAAAAUUGUAAUGGUUUGUAUAAUUGGAAAAUGUAAUGCAAUAAGUAUUAAAAAAAUUACAAGAUUUAUAAUAACUUAUAUAAUUAAGAAAUGUGUGUAACUAUACAAAACAUUAGAAAUGUUAUAAUUUGUGUAAUUACACAGAACAUUAUGGAAGUUUUAUGUAAUUGAGUAAUAUUUUGUAUAACUCGAGGGGAUGGGAGCAUUGAAGGGAGGAGGACGUCUGGGUCGUAGGCAGACAAGCUUGGUCUCACAUCACAUGUCCACAAUGGGGGAGAUAGAGACGCGUGGGUAACCGUAGAAACACGGCUAAAUUUGCAGUGAAAAACUCAAGAAAACAAUCCUGUCAGUGGAGCUGCUGUGUCCAAAGUGCAGGCAGAAGGUAAUGCAUGUAAUUUCAGAGCUAGUGGGGAUAACGUCCAUCACCCUCGAUCCAUCGAAAAAUACGGUAAUGGUUACCGGCGAAGCUGAUCCGUUUAAGAUCAUUAAGAAAGUUAGGAAGUUCCGUAAACACGCAUCGAUCGUAAGUAUAGGGGCCGCAAAAGAGGAGAAGAAGAAGGAUGAGAAUAAGGAUGAGAAGAAGGAUAGCCGGAAAGAUGUAGUGAUAUACUCUCCAAAGACAUGCCAGAGAUGUGAAGUUUGGUACGUUGUGCAUGAUGAUCUUUACCAUUAUUGUUCCAUUCUGUAAAAUUAAGAUCCCCCCAUACUCCCAAUGUAAGCUUUUGUUGCAUAUCUAAAAUUCUAGUUUCAAAA